Messenger RNA from Entrophospora sp. SA101, 525 nucleotides. The record is from the annotation of a GenBank genome assembly. NCBI's taxonomy places the organism in Eukaryota, Fungi, Glomeromycota, Glomeromycetes, Entrophosporales, Entrophosporaceae.
AUGCAUGUCACUGGCACAUUGGAGAAGGAUUGCAAUGCACCAAAAUUUUUUCAACUUCGUCUUGAAAACCCUCAUGCAUUCAUCAAUUGGUGUGAACGUGAAUACAACGCAACCCUAGAAUGGAAGAAACUUGAAAGUAAAAUGAUUGGAGGGGAUACAGAGAGAAAAGAAACAUUUAAAAAACACAAGUGUUUGCAGGCAAAUACUACCCAAUCAUCUUGGUGGAUAAUUACUCAUAAUAAUAAUUCCAUAGAUGUUGGAAAUGAAUUUGCUAGGACUAUUGUUUGGGAUGAGAUCAAGAUGCUUGAAUAUGAUCAUCUGGUAUUAUCAUUUAUAAUAGAUUUCACCCAACCACAAAAGAAAUUUCAACACAUAAUUUCUCAAGUGUUUGACAAAGUAACUUGUAUUCCUGAGUCUUAUUUUAAGACGCUAUCACAAACCUUUGAGAAUUUGUUUAAUAAAUUCUAUCUGGAUAACAAAAGAUGGUGUUGUGAUAACUUUGGUUUAAUAAACAAUGAUGAUUGA